UCUGUCAAUCUCCCGUUCCAUCCUUAGGUAAAUGUUUAUGUACUAAUUUCUACUGAAAGGUUUAACUAAAUAAGCAGCUGUUUGCCAUGUGUAUCCAUCCUGUGCUUGUGAAAUGAACUGGGUGGACUUGUGUUGACUAAUGAAACAUUUCCUUUCGACACAAUGAUCCAGGGGUGGUUACCCAGAAUAAUCUUAAGGUUAAGUAAAUCAUUUGAACAUUUUUAUGAGUUUUGUUAAUUCUCUCAGCUGUUUCUUAAAGCCAUUGUUACUAAAGCUGCUCUUGAGAAUAUUUGUUGUUAAGGCACUUCUCCAGGAUGAUUUGUAAGGCAACAUUUAAUAGUUGGUGGGGGUUGGAGGCACAAGAAGACAUGCACCUCCAAUACAAAUACCAUUCUUUUCUUACCAUCCAGUUUUGGUCAUUUUGAAACUAAAUUGGAUUUUCUCCUUUUUUGUUUUUCAGCCCGAGUAUUUUUGAACAUAAGAAACACAUUUAAAAAAUGUUUUACUUAUAUUUUAUUGUAUAUCCACUGUAGAGGACAGCAGGACUUGUUGUUAAUGACAAUGCAAUUUUUUACAGCUGGCUAACAUUUGAAACAUGAUCACCAAAACAGGUUCAAAUGAUUACAAAAUCAUUACGGAGCAACUUGGGAUGGUUUCAGAAAGAAGCUUGGUCUGGUUUGGUCUUGAGCAAAAUACUCACCCAAGGCCCUCAGAAGACCGACACUUUGAAAAACCAGGAAGAGGAGUUUGUCAAGGUCACACCCCCAAACAUGGGGUACCAUAUAAACAUAACGCAGUGGGAUGGACUGUAUGUCGAGUGUAUAAAGUUCGAUAAGUGGUGCUCCAUAAAGGACUACACAGGAGAAGGUAUGCUAUCUUUACAUGAGUCACAUCAUUUAAAAUUUGCAAUUGUGCAAAAUGUCAAAUGAUUUCAGCAGAAGAUUUUUUUUACAGCAACCAAAUGUUUUCUUAUUUAGUCAAACCGAUGUCUACAGUACUGGGAAUGCAGUGGAUAUAGUGGUUAUGACAAUGUUUCAAUUAGAAAAUUGGACAAUGUGGACUGGGAAUAUUUGUUUUGGACUGGUGUUUGUGUCUUUUGUUUCUCUGACUAUACUGAGGUAAAUAUACGCAGUAAAAUAGCCAGAGAAUUAGACCAGAGGGUUGUAUUACACGUCUGUUUAAAAAGUUAAUACCCAGGAUUACCUUAUCGGCAGGUGCUAUGGCAGCCUAUCCUCUAGAACUAACCUGCUCCACAGCUCGUUAAGUCAUGGCUAUCUCCAGUUAGCCUGAAUUGACUACAAGCCAGCAACAGUUAGCAGUCAAGCAUGAUCACAGUCCACCCUCAGAGUACAGUUGAAUCCUGGAGUGUAAAUUGUAUAUCCUGAAUAACCUUUAUUAGGUGCUGGUUUUGUACAAAUCCUGAAAAGAUCUGUAUUUGUUCAAGGUACAGAUUGCACAAAAGUCAAAACUCACUCGUUUAAAGCCACCUGUGGAGUGUAAUUUCAUUCAGCCAAAAGUCAGAUCACUUCCAGAAUAUCUGAACAAAAUGUGGACUGAGAAUAUUUGUUUUGGACUGGUGCUGGUCUGUAUCAUCUGCCUCACUGACCAGACUCAGGGCCAGGAAAAAACUGCAGUUGUUCAAGGAACAGAUUGUACACAGAUCAAAACUCUCUCCCCUAAUGCCACCAGUGGAGUGUAUGUCAUUCAGCCAGUAGCAGCUGAAUCCCCAUUCAAGGUUUAUUGCGAGAUGCUGGCGGAUGGAGGGUGGACAGUGUUUCAGCUGCGCACUGGUCCCCAGGUUAACUUUGACACGGAGUGGACUGAAUACGAGGAAGGCUUCGGUCAUUUACGAAAGGACCACUGGCUGGGUCUGAGGCACGUGUUUCUUCUCACCCGACAGAGAUCAACUCUGCGGGUUGACCUGUGGGACUUUGAAGGGGGAACUGCCUUUGCUGAAUACAGUGACUUCCACCUGGGCACGGAGAGUGAGGCUUACAAACUAAAUGUCGGAGCCUACAGAGGCAAUGCAGGUAACGCCUUCCGCGGGACAUACGCAGGCAUUGACCAGAAUGGCUUUGGCUUCAGCACGUCAGACAAUGACAAUGAUGGUUGUUCACCCUGCAUCUUUGGCGACAUUGCAGAGGACCAUUGUGCCAUCAUGAGACACGGCGGGUGGUGGUUCAGCCGCUGUGGCUCCGCCAACCUCAACGGAUAUUGGCAGCCCGCUGGCAAACACAUCGGCUGGUCCUCGGGUCUCCACUGGGAGACCUGGAACAGACCUGGUCCUUACUCUGCCAAAGCCAGCCGCAUGAUGACCAAGUCUGUGUGAGAGGCCAUGUGCACAUAAAUCCGAAAUUGCCUCUUAAUCCAAGGCUUUCUGUGUGUCUGUGUCUCAUUCAUUAACAACUGUAGGUAAAGCACUUUUUACCUAAAAAACGCAUUAAAAUACCUAAAACACACA
Messenger RNA from Esox lucius (northern pike), 2461 nucleotides. RefSeq names its product angiopoietin-4. Gene Ontology annotation, molecular function: receptor tyrosine kinase binding. The record is from RefSeq and is a predicted model, not a curated record. The coding region runs from base 1547 to 2329 and encodes 260 amino acids. Lineage: Eukaryota; Metazoa; Chordata; Actinopteri; Esociformes; Esocidae. Gene Ontology annotation, biological process: Tie signaling pathway; angiogenesis. The transcript is spliced from 8 exons.